This is a messenger RNA of Colletotrichum karsti, 2100 nucleotides long. RefSeq lists its product as uncharacterized. The coding region runs from base 1 to 2100 and encodes 699 amino acids. The record is from RefSeq and is a predicted model, not a curated record. NCBI's taxonomy places the organism in Eukaryota, Fungi, Ascomycota, Sordariomycetes, Glomerellales, Glomerellaceae. Gene Ontology annotation, biological process: regulation of actin filament polymerization. The transcript is spliced from 5 exons. Gene Ontology annotation, molecular function: protein binding.
AUGGCCGAAGUAGACGUCGCGCCGACGUUCGGCGCGGAACUGAAGGCAACCAACGUCUGGGUAGCCCACGGGAUAGCAUGGCUUGACGAAAUACAACAGUUCUACCGCGAGAGGAGUGCGAUCGAAAAGGAGUACGCUGCCAAGCUCAAUGGCCUGGCCAAGAAGUAUUUCGAGAAAAAGAACAAGAAGUCGGCAUCGCUCAGCGUUGGCGAUACGCCUGCCAUGACCCCUGGCUCCCUCGAGGCCGCCUCCUUAACAACUUGGUCUACCCAACUUACGACCCUCGAACAUCGAGCCGAGGAACACGACCGAUACGCGAACAACCUCUUGUCCCAAGUUGCCGAACCCCUCAAGUUCUUGGGUACCCGCUUCGAGGAACUGCGCAAGCGUCAUGCCGAAUACGCAAGCAAGCUGGAACACGAGCGCGACGCCCAGUACGCCGACUUGCGAAAGACCAAGGCCAAAUACGAUGAUGCGUGUCAAGAAGUUGAAGGCAAGCGCAAAAAGGCCGAGUCAUCCUUUGACAAGGCCAAAGCGCAGAGUGCGUAUCAACAGCAAAUCAUCGACAUGAACAACGUCAAAAACACAUACUUGAUCUCUAUCAACGUCACCAACAAGCAGAAGGAGCGUUACUAUCAUGAGUACGUUCCCGAGGUUAUGGAUAGUCUGCAGGACCUUGCCGAAUUCCGCACCAUAAAGUUGAACGGCCUUUGGACUGUCGCUUCGCAGCUGGAAGCCGCUAUGCUUUUGAGCAGCAAGGGAUUGAUGGAAAACCUAGGAGCUGAAAUCGCCCGGAACGAGCCUCAUCUCGACGCCAUGAUGUACAUCCGCCACAACCUCGGUUCGUUCCAGGAACCACCUGACAAGACCUUCGAGCCGAGUCCGGUGUGGCACGACGACGAUCUCAUGGUUGUAGACGAACCGGCAAAGAUCUAUCUCCGCAACGUGCUGAGUAAAUCUAAGGCGCAGCUGGGAGACCUACGUAGAGAAGUCGACAAGAAGAGGCGCGAGGUUGAAAGUGUCAAGCGUGUAAAGCAACGCAUUAGGGAGGGCACCGAGAAGAAGGACGAGGUCUUGGUAGUUACGCAAAUAUUUGCCCUGCAGGAGGAUCUUCAUGCAGUGGACAGGAAGCGCGUGACGGCCGAAGUUGAGACCUCGACCAUCACAUCGGCUGUCGGCGACGUCACGCUAGGCGCAAAGAACCACAACUUCAAGCAACAAACCUACAAGAUCCCAACGAACUGCGACCUCUGCGGAGACAGGAUAUGGGGUUUGUCGGCCAAGGGAUUCGACUGCAGAGACUGCGGGUACACCUGCCACCAGAAAUGCGAGAUGAAAGUGCCUGCCGACUGCCCGGGCGAACAGUCAAAGGAGGAUCGCAAGAAGCUGAAGGCCGAACGCCAAGCAGCCGCAAGUGCACUCCUCAAGCCAACUGCAUCCUCGCCGACGAACGCAUCCGAUUCGCCGACCCUUACACGCUCGAACACGAUGAACUCCCUCAGCUCAGGAAGAGACUCCUCCGCCAGAGCCAGCAACCCCUCGGCCCCCAGCUCCGGCAUCAACACCGCCUAUAUCAGCGAGCUCCCGGGAAGCGCGCCUACAAAUGGGUCCUCCGAGCAACAGAAGGGCAAGAUGCUUUAUUCGUUUGAAGCCAGCGGCGAGGGGGAGUUGUCUGUACUAGAAGGUCGCGAUGUCACCAUGCUUGAGCCAGAUGACGGGUCCGGUUGGACCAAGAUUCGCGCUGGUUACAAGGAGGGCAUCGUGCCAUCAAGCUAUGUCGACUGGGCACCGCCAUCGCCCAUGGUUGCGCAGAACACCGGGGCAUCCGCGCGACCCGAUUCGACAUACUCGAACUCGGGGUCUUCGAUAGGGACAGCGGCCAAGAAGAAGGGGCCGGCGGUCGCACCGAAACGCGGAGCCAAGAAGCUCAAGUACGUCGAGGCGUUGUACGAGUACACGGCGCAGAGCGACCAGGAGCACAGCAUGGCGGAGGGCGAGAAAUUCGUGCUCAUCAAGGACGAUCAAGGCGACGGGUGGGCCGAAGUCGAAAAGGGCGGCGUGACGAGGAGCGUGCCCGCGAGCUACGUCCAGGUGGUUUAG